AUGGACGCCUGGGAGCCGUGGGGCGUCGACGGCGUGCCGAGCGCACGCGAGCUCGUGCAGGGCGAGCGUGUGAUCACGACGCAGGCCGGCGUCGGCCUGUACGAUGGAGGCGCCAAGUCUGCGGCGCGCAGCUCUGGCACGGUCGUGCUGACGACGCACCGGCUCGCGUACAUCGACGCCCGUGCGCCGCGCAUGCAGUCGGCGUUUGUGCGCCUCGCGCAGGUCCGGCAGACGGAGCACUACGCGGGCUUUCUGCGCAGUAGUCCCAAGGUGGUGCUCGCGUAUGUGUGUGAGCGGCGCGUCGCGUGGACGUGCGCGCUGUGCCACACGUUCCACGAUGCGGCGACGCUCGAUGACCGGUGCCGGACGUGCGGCGCUGCCGCGCCGCGCGCCGACGAGGAGGACAGCGCCCGCACAUGCUCCGUGUGCACGUUUGCCAACCACGCGGCGCUCACGCGCUGCGAAAUGUGCGAGGCACCGCUGCACGCGGCCCAGCCGACUGUGUCGCUCAAGCUGAGUUUUCGCCAGGGCGGCGACUCGCCCUUUUAUCUUUCGCUCCGCGAGACUAUACAGGCGCGCGCAUGGACGGUGCGUGCGGCGGCUCCAACGCUGGGCGUCUCGGUCGCGCACGUUGAUGCGGCCCCCCCUACUGGCGCAUCGCCUGAGGCCCUGGCGGACCUGCAAGUGCUGAUGCGCCGCGCGCGCGAGAUGGUCGACAUGGCCGAGUCGCUGCGCACGCAGUUCGAGCGCACACAGGCGCGCGACGACUCUGAGCAGGUCGAUACGAUGCUCCAGUCGGCCAUGGUGCAGUUGGGUCUCGCGGCGCCGGCCGUGACGCCCGAUAUGGUUCGCAAUGAAAAGGCCUACCAUCGCGCGCUGGCGUGCGAGCUGGCAGGUGUGCUCCUGGGCGAGCAUGGUGUCCUAGGCCCCGGGCACGUCGUGCGCAACGAUGCAGCGCCGAUCGAGGUGGCCCCUGCGGCGGACACGGGCCGCGGCCUUCUGGCCCUCGACGAGCCCGCGCGUCUCAGUGCGUGUGCUGCGCUCGGGGUGGACCGUGCUGCACACGCCGCGUUUUGA
Malassezia sympodialis ATCC 42132 is the source of this 1077-nucleotide messenger RNA. RefSeq lists its product as uncharacterized. The transcript has 2 exons. The record is from RefSeq and is a predicted model, not a curated record. Gene Ontology annotation, biological process: protein transport to vacuole involved in ubiquitin-dependent protein catabolic process via the multivesicular body sorting pathway. Gene Ontology annotation, cellular component: late endosome membrane; ESCRT II complex. Lineage: Eukaryota; Fungi; Basidiomycota; Malasseziomycetes; Malasseziales; Malasseziaceae. Gene Ontology annotation, molecular function: ubiquitin binding; phosphatidylinositol-3-phosphate binding. Bases 1 to 1077 code for a protein of 358 amino acids.